CUUCCAAGUGCCAGAUGAUGGAGGAACGUACCAACCUGAUGCACAUGAUGAAACUCAGCAUCAAGGUCUUGCUCCAGUCUGCGUUGAGCCUGGGCCGCAGCCUGGAUGCGGACCAUGCCCCGCUGCAGCAGUUCUUCGUAGUGAUGGAGCACUGCCUCAAACAUGGGCUGAAAGUUAAGAAGAGUUUUAUUGGCCAAAAUAAAUCUUUCUUUGGUCCUUUGGAGCUGGUGGAGAAACUUUGUCCAGAAGCAUCAGAUAUAGCCACUAGUGUCAGAAACCUGCCAGAAUUAAAGACAGCUGUGGGAAGGGGCAGAGCUUGGCUUUAUCUGGCACUCAUGCAGAAGAAACUGGCAGACUAUCUGAAAGUGCUUAUAGACAAUAAACAUCUCUUAAGUGAGUUCUAUGAACCUGAGGCGUUAAUGAUGGAGGAAGAAGGGAUGGUGAUCGUCGGUCUGUUGGUGGGACUCAACGUGCUUGAUGCCAAUCUCUGCUUAAAAGGAGAAGACUUGGAUUCUCAGGUUGGAGUGAUCGAUUUUUCUCUCUAUCUGAAGGAUGUGCAGGAUCUUGAUGGUGGCAAAGAGCAUGAAAGAAUCACUGAUGUCCUUGAUCAAAAAAACUAUGUAGAAGAACUGAACCGGCACUUAAGCUGCACAGUUGGAGAUCUUCAAACCAAGAUCGAUGGCUUGGAAAAGACCAAUUCAAAGCUUCAAGAAGAGCUUUCGGCUGCCACAGACCGGAUUUGUUCACUUCAAGAAGAACAGCAGCAAUUAAGAGAACAGAAUGAAUUAAUCCGUGAGAGAAGUGAGAAGAGGGUGGAGAUAACGAAACAGGACACAAAGGUUGAGCUGGAGACUUACAAGCAGACGCGGCAAGGCCUGGACGAGAUGUACAGUGACGUGUGGAAGCAGCUGAAGGCGGAGAAGAAGGCCCGGCUGGAACUAGAAAAAGAACUGGAGUUACAAAUUGGGAUGAAAACCGAAAUGGAAAUCGCAAUGAAGCUACUGGAAAAGGACACCCACGAGAAGCAGGACACUCUGGUGGCCCUGCGCCAGCAGCUGGAAGAUGUCAAAGCCAUCAACUUACAGAUGUUUCACAGAGUUCAGAAUGCAGAGAGCAGUUUACAGCAGAAGAAUGAAGCCAUCACAUCUUUUGAAGAAAAAACCAAUCAAGUUAUGUCCAGCAUGAAACAAAUGGAAGAAAGGUUGCAGCAUUCGGAGAGGGCGAGGCGGGGGGCCGAGGAGCGGAGCCACACGCUGCAGCAGGAGCUGGGCGGGAGGACCAGCGCCCUGCAGCAGCAGCUCGCCCAGCUGCACGAGCAGUGCUCAAGUCUAGAGAAAGAGCUGAAAUCAGAAAAAGAGCAAAGACAAGCUCUUCAGCGAGAACUGCAGCGCGAGAAGGACACGUCGUCCCUGCUCCGAGCAGAGCUGCAACAAGUCCAAGGGCUGAAGAAGGAGCUGCGGGAGCUGCAGGAGGAGAAGGCCGAGUUACAGAAGGUUUGUGACGAGCAAGAACAAGCCCUCCAGGAGAUGGGUCUGCACCUCAGCCAGUCAAAGCUGAAGAUGGAAGACAUCAAAGAAGUAAAUAAGGCACUGAAGGGCCACACGUGGCUGAAAGAUGAUGAAGCAACGCACUGCAAGCAGUGUGAAAAGGAGUUCUCCAUCUCCCGGAGGAAGCACCACUGCCGAAACUGUGGCCACAUCUUCUGCAACACGUGCUCCAGUAACGAGCUGGCCCUGCCCUCCUAUCCCAAGCCAGUGCGUGUGUGUGACAGCUGCCACACCCUGCUCCUCCAGCGCUGCUCCUCCUCCACCGGCCCCUAAGUGGGGGGUGGGGGCUUGGAGGGCCUGCCUUCCGGACCUGUCACCUGGCCGGUCUUCAGGGGCCAGGGGUGUGGGCAGCUUUGGAAGAGUGCCAGAUUGUUUGGAUUCCAGGGUGGCCAGGGGCUUGGGAGGCUGGUUUUCCAAAAGAAUCAAAGGAAAGAGUAAGAUCCUCGCCCGGGCUGCUGGCACUCUGGAACACACGCAGCAUGCAGGGCCAGAAGACGUACACACUGCUCCUUUCCAAACUGUAUGGAUUCAGCGCCUUGGGACUGAAGCUCUUCCUUCUCACUUGACACCACUGGCUUUGGUUCAGAUAGAACUUUGUGAUUUUGCUGUGGUCACUUUUCACUUUGCAGAGAACUGAACUAUUUUGCAGCAGUCCCACUAGGGUUGUGAGUAAUCAGUCCCUUUCUCACCACCACCACCCUCUGUCCCCCAGUGUGCCUUCCCUGCCUGUCAAUUUACAAUUUCACACCCUUGUGAAUAUCCAUCGUUAGCCCUGCAAUAAAAGCAUUUAUUUUUCA
Vicugna pacos (alpaca) is the source of this 2344-nucleotide messenger RNA. The record is from RefSeq and is a predicted model, not a curated record. Lineage: Eukaryota; Metazoa; Chordata; Mammalia; Artiodactyla; Camelidae.